Molecule: messenger RNA, 864 nt
Organism: Batrachochytrium dendrobatidis JAM81
Lineage: Eukaryota; Fungi; Chytridiomycota; Chytridiomycetes; Rhizophydiales
Exons: 1
Molecular function (GO): protein binding
Source: RefSeq, a predicted model, not a curated record
GUGGAAAAAGGAGAGCCGUACUUGGACGAAGGGUUUCUAUACCUGAAAAAGGCAUCUGCAGCUGGUCUUUCCGAGGCUCAAUGCUACCUUGCCCAAGCUUUUUAUGAUGAUGGCCAGCUGGAAGCCGCAUAUUCUCAGUGGCUGACUGCUGCAAAGAAAAUGUAUCCUCCUGCUUGCUAUCAAGUUGCAAGAUGUUCUGAGCAAGGCCGUGGUACUAAAAAAAACUACCGAUUUUCGUUGCAAAUGUACACCAAGGCAGCAACAAUUGGACACCGUCCAUCCAUGCAUCGACUAGGUGUUGCUGAGAUGCGAGGAGAGCUGGGUCUUAAACCAGAUAUUCGUAAUGCCGUGAGAUGGUUUAAGCGCGGAGCAGCAGGGGCAGAUAAAGAUACUCCACAUUGCUUGUUUGAGCUUUGCGAGAUUUUUGAAAAAGGUGCUUUACCCCAUAUUAUGCCUGAUAUUUAUUAUGCUCGGUCUGUUCUUAUCGAAGCAAGCCAUCUGGGAUUUCCUCCUGCGCAAUAUAAGCUUGGGUACUGCUUUGAGUAUGGCCGAUUGGGGUGUGCUACCAAUGCUGCCGAGAGUAUCCACCUGUAUAGUGCUGCUGCCGCGACAGGGUAUAGCGAGGCUCUAUUUUCUCUUGCCGGAUGGUACAUGACGGGUGCAGAAGGGGUUUUAGUCAAAAAUGAGCGACGAGCAUUUGAAUUGGCUUCUGGAGCUGCGGCUCAAAACUUACCGCGCGCACAAUAUACAAUAGGACACUUUUUUGAGCAAGGAAUCGGUAUUACUGCCAAUCUUGAACAAGCAAUUAUAUUCUAUAAUAAGGCAGCUGCUAACGGAGAAGAAAGAGCUAUAAAACGAUUGUCA